CUGCACCCUUCUCUCCCCAGUCUCCACCCUUACACCCCCUCCCAGCAGUCUCUGCCCUCCAACCUGCCUCCCAGACCCACUGGUAGGUGGAGGGCAGGGGAAACGUCCAGGGUCUCAGGGGAAGAGUGUCAAAAGUGUGGGUUUCUUUGGGGGGGGGGGGGUUGGGCCUGGAGGCGGAGCUUCUUGGCCUCAGAUUAGAUGUGACUUUGACACCAAGUUCAGGCACGUUAAGCCCCCGUCUCCUUUAUAUGGAAACGUUAAGCUGCUCUGACAGGUUCAGGGGGGCGCGGGGGGAGGACGUCAGGCUCUGGAGCCUUUCCCUUAGGCCCUGCUUUUGCCAGGGAGGGGUCGCCCUGAGUCCCAGGAGCACCCACACCUGAGAACUGGGCCCUGUGGGGCACAGACAGGCCCCCGGGAGGUGAAGCCCCCACCCCGUGUGCUCCAUGAAGUGGACAGUCAUGUCUGCCUUAGUGAGCUGAGUAUGGGCCGAGGGGAUUUAUUCAGGAGGCAGAGCCCUGGGCUGGAGACGCUCAGGGCCCAAACUGGCACCCACCCUGACACUGCACCGGGUGGCCGGGUCUCCAAGCCUAUUCCCCCAUCCAUGAAGCAGGCCAGUGACCCUGACCUCCCAGUGUCCUGAGCAGUCCAGGUUUGGGGCGCCCGCCCCCCACUAGUCCAAGUGCAGGGGUUGUCCCCGCCCAAUGGGCUUGGCCAGGGCCCUGCGCCGCCUGAGCGGCGCCCUGGAGUCGGGGGACAGCAGGGCGGGAGAUGAGGAGGAGGCCGGGCCAGGGCUGUGCCGAAACGGGUGGGCGCCAGCACCCUCGCCUGUGGGGCAGCGCCGCGGGCGGUUCGUCAAGAAGGACGGCCACUGCAACGUGCGAUUCGUGAACCUGGGUGGCCAGGGUGCGCGUUACCUGAGCGACCUGUUCACCACGUGCGUGGAUGUGCGCUGGCGCUGGAUGUGCCUGUUCUUCUCCUGCUCCUUCCUCGCCUCCUGGCUGCUCUUCGGCCUGGCCUUCUGGCUCAUCGCCUCGCUGCACGGCGACUUAGCUGCGCCGCCGCCACCAGCGCCCUGCUUCUCCCACGUGGCCAGCUUCCUGGCUGCCUUCCUCUUCGCGCUGGAGACGCAGACGUCCAUUGGCUACGGCGUGCGCAGCGUCACCGAGGAGUGCCCGGCCGCGGUGGCCGCCGUGGUGCUGCAGUGCAUCACAGGCUGUGUGCUGGACGCCUUCGUCGUGGGCGCUGUCAUGGCCAAGAUGGCCAAGCCCAAGAAACGCAACGAGACGCUCGUCUUCAGCGAGAAUGCCGUGGUAGCACUGCGCGACCGUCGCCUCUGCCUCAUGUGGCGUGUCGGCAACCUGCGCCGCAGCCACCUCGUUGAGGCCCACGUGCGGGCCCAGCUGCUGCAGCCUCGUGUGACUCCAGAAGGCGAGUACAUACCGCUGGACCACCAGGACGUGGACGUGGGCUUUGACGGCGGCACCGAUCGCAUCUUCCUCGUGUCACCCAUCACCAUCGUGCACGAGAUCGACUCCUCCAGUCCGCUCUAUGAACUAGGACGUGCCGAGCUAGCCCGGGCUGACUUUGAGCUAGUGGUCAUCCUUGAGGGCAUGGUGGAGGCCACAGCUAUGACCACACAGUGUCGCUCUUCGUAUCUCCCUGGGGAGCUACUCUGGGGCCAUCGUUUUGAGCCGGUCCUCUUUCAGCGCGGCUCCCAGUAUGAGGUGGACUAUCGCCACUUCCAUCGCACUUACGAAGUCCCAGGGACACCAGUCUGUAGCGCCAAGGAGCUGGAUGAACGGGCGGAGCUGGGUUGCCACAGCCCCAAGUCCAGCUUCCCUGGCUCUCUGGCUGCGUUUUGUUAUGAGAAUGAACUUGCUCUGAGCUGCUGCCAGGAGGAGGAGGAGGAAGCCGACAAGGAGGACGAGGCGGAGGCAGAAGAUGGGGCUGCCAGUUCCCGAGCACUCGCACCAACCCUGGCACUGCCCCCGCCCCCAUGACACCAGCUGGUGUCCCCCCAUUGGUACCCCCUUCCCAGAGGCAGCCAGGUGGAGAGAUCGGGCCCUCCCCUGGGAUGGGGCCAGGCGUUUUCCAAGACUGCCAGGCCUGCUGGAUUAAUUACUAGCCAGUGAACCAUGCCUAGUGGCCCCACCGUGGACAGACUGGAUCUUAAUUCCUCUGUGUUCUGUGCGCCUCCCUGAGACCCCUUUAUCAGCCGGAUUCCUGAGUCUCACCAGAAUUCUGGACCACCCAAGAGGCAAAGACUAGUGGUUCUAGAUUCUUCUAUAUGGCUGGCUUGGAUUGUUGAGUAUGGUUAGGAAUCAAUGAUAUAGACUGCCUCCUGGGGAGGAAGUCAGCAGUACUCAAGCGGCGACACUCGAGCGGCAACAGAGAUCAAGAGUUUACAGGUCUGGACUGACCUGAGAUUCAAAGGACGGUUGCUUCGCGCUCAGCCAACCACGUAGCAUGUCAUUUUUUUUCUAUACCACCCAAGGAGGGAAAGCUAGGGAAUGCCCCCAGACUUCAGGGCCAUCGUGAUUGACCAAAGACAGGGAAUGUUGACUGAGAGUCAGGAACAGACCUGUGGUUCCAGAAAGCCCACGCUGUGAGAUUCUGUGAAUCUGGAUUGACCGCAGAGACAAGCACUGGUGGUUUGAGAACAGGUCUGACCCAGGCAGUAGAAGUCCAGACACUGAAGAGCUACGUUUCUAGAAUGCACAAAACAACAGAGAGUCUGUGGGUCUAGAAGGACUAAAGUGACAGAUGGGGAGUUCCUGA
This is a messenger RNA of Phyllostomus discolor (pale spear-nosed bat), 2778 nucleotides long. It is a transcript of the gene KCNJ14, whose product is annotated as potassium inwardly rectifying channel subfamily J member 14. Gene Ontology annotation, molecular function: inward rectifier potassium channel activity. Gene Ontology annotation, cellular component: plasma membrane. Gene Ontology annotation, biological process: regulation of monoatomic ion transmembrane transport; potassium ion import across plasma membrane. The record is from RefSeq and is a predicted model, not a curated record. Lineage: Eukaryota; Metazoa; Chordata; Mammalia; Chiroptera; Phyllostomidae. The transcript is spliced from 3 exons. Bases 702 to 2000 code for a protein of 432 amino acids.